AUGCUCUGGAAGGUGUCCUCGUCGGCUAGAUCCUCCUCCAAGCUCAAGUACUCUGACAUCUCUUCUAGCCCUUUCAGAUUUGAUGUGUGUGGGGAGACAAAUUUCUUCCCGACCUCUCUCUCUGUGGGGGAGAUUGACGGGAACGGGACCUCUCUCUCUGUGGGGGGGAUUGACGGGAACGGGACCUCUCUCUCUGUGGGGGGGAUUGACGGGAACGGGACCUCUCUCUCUGUGGGGGGGAUUGAUGUGACCGGGACCUCUCUCUCUGUGGGGGGGAUUGACGGGAACGGGACCUCUCUCUCUGUGGGGGGGAUUGACGGGAAGGGACCUCUCUCUCUGUGGGGGGGAUUGAGGGGACGGGACCUCUCUCUCUGUGGGGGGGAUUGA
Knipowitschia caucasica is the source of this 387-nucleotide messenger RNA. The record is from the annotation of a GenBank genome assembly. NCBI's taxonomy places the organism in Eukaryota, Metazoa, Chordata, Actinopteri, Gobiiformes, Gobiidae.